AACACACUCCCGCCAACCCAACGCGCUCCCGCCUCCCCAAAUCCCAAUCCCCAAUCCCCAUCGGCCAUCGCCAAAUCUCUCCGCGCCUACAACACCAUGGAAGCCUCAGGCGCCGGCGCCGGCGCCAUCCCGAAGGCGAAGAGGUACGUGGUGGGGCGCAAGCUCGGCGGCAGCCCCAGGAAGAAGAUGGUGGCGCGGUCCGUCAAGGCCGGGCUGCAGUUCCCCGUCGCCCGCAUCGGGCGCUUCCUCAAGAAGGGCCGGUACGCGCAGCGCGUCGGCCGGGGCGCCCCCGUCUACCUCGCCUCCGUCCUCGAGUACCUCGCCGCCGAGAUCCUGGAGCUCGCCGGGAACGCCGCCAAGGACAACAAAAAGUCCCGCAUCAUGCCGCGCCACCUGCUGCUCGCCAUCCGGAACGACCCGGAGCUUGGAAAGCUGCUCGCCGGCGUCACCAUCGCCCACGGCGGCGUGCUGCCCAACAUCAACCCCGUGCUUCUCCCCAAGAAGACGGUCGAGAAGGAGCCCAAGUCGCCCAACAAGGCCGCCAAGAAGGCUUAGUCGAUUACUGCCUAGUACUCUACUUCGUAAUAGAAUUAGUGUUCGUUGUUCU
Molecule: messenger RNA, 607 nt
Organism: Hordeum vulgare subsp. vulgare (domesticated barley)
Lineage: Eukaryota; Viridiplantae; Streptophyta; Magnoliopsida; Poales; Poaceae
Product: probable histone H2A.5
Exons: 1
Coding region: 97-555 (152 amino acids)
Cellular component (GO): nucleosome
Molecular function (GO): structural constituent of chromatin; protein heterodimerization activity; DNA binding
Source: RefSeq, a predicted model, not a curated record